AUGCCCCAUCCAACCCCCUCCACCACCCCAAAAGAGGACAUCUCCCACGUCUCAGGGAACGCCUCCGAUGACAUCAAACACAUCCUAGGCAUCCCAUCCCGGUUCUUCCAACACUUCCAAGCGGAAAACGCACCGCCCAUGUUCGGUGAUUCUAUCCAGACGCGUAUGGUCGUCACGGAAAUUUCGAUAAAUAAUAAAGCGGAGGAACCGAAGAAGGUGGAGGGGAGGGUUGUGCUUGAACUUGAUGUUGCGGAGGAUAUGUUGAAUGGAGGUGGUAAUAUUCACGGAGGGUGUUCGGCGUUUUUGAUAGACGUGUGCUCUACCCUCGCACUCACAGCGCUCAACCUAGCGACCACGGGAGAACUAUCCCCAAGCGUUUCUCAAUCCCUUAACAUCGUAUACCAUUCCCCCGCGUCGCUUGGAGAUAGGAUCAAAAUCGUCAACACCACGCUAACCCUCGGAGCCCGUGCGCAUUCUGUCCGAACCGAAAUUUGGAACCUCACGCAUCACCGCCUGGUAGCGUCCGGCACGCACAUCAAGAUGGCUCCCUCGAAGCCCAAGUCCAGUCUCUAGACUGAUACCAGUUCUGCAGCGUAUGGACAUCCUGCAGAAAAGAAGCCUAUCAAUGGAUUCUACGCAUCUAAUCAUUUCAUCCAUACCAAUGAUUUAUUAAUCUGACAGUAGUAUGUAGUUCAUGGUAGAUAAUCCGUACUAGAACGCCAUGAGGCGUAAUUAACCAUAUAUUUUUCCAGAAUAACAUUCUAGAGUUC
Laccaria bicolor S238N-H82 is the source of this 770-nucleotide messenger RNA. RefSeq lists its product as uncharacterized. NCBI's taxonomy places the organism in Eukaryota, Fungi, Basidiomycota, Agaricomycetes, Agaricales, Hydnangiaceae. The transcript has 5 exons. The coding region runs from base 1 to 573 and encodes 190 amino acids. Gene Ontology annotation, molecular function: fatty acyl-CoA hydrolase activity. The record is from RefSeq and is a predicted model, not a curated record.